AUGGAUCACAAACAGAGAAACAGACCUGAGUACAACCCGGUAAAGUACAACCCGGUGAAGUACAUCCCAGUAAAGUACAACCUGGUAAAGUACAUCCCGGUAAAGUACAACCCGGUGAAGUACAACCCGGUGAAGUACAUCCCAGUAAAGUACAACCCGUACAACCCGGUGAAGUACAACCCGGUGAAGUACAACCCGGUAAAGUACAACCCGGUGAAGUACAACCCGGUAAAGUACAACCCCGGUAAGAAGUACAACCCGGUGAAGUACAUCCCAGUAAAGUACAACCCGGUAAGGUACAACCCGGUAAAGUACAACCCGGUGAAGUACAACCCGGUGAAGUACAACCCGGUAAAGUACAACCUGGUGAAGUACAACCCGAUGAAGUACAACCCGCCUUUCUGUACAGUGAAGUACAACCCGGUAAAGUACAACCCGGUGAAGUACAACCCAGUGAAGUACAUCCCGGUGAAGUACAGCCCGGUGAAGUACUGCCCGGUGAAGUACUGCCCGGUGAAGUACUACCCGGUGAAGUACUACUCGGUGAAGUACUGCCCGGUGAAGUACUACCCGGUGACGUACAUCCCGGUGAAGUACUGCCCGGUGAAGUACUACUCGGUGAAGUACUGCCCGGUGAAGUACUACUCGGUGAAGUACUGCCCGGUGAAGUACUACCCGGUGACGUACUACCCGGUGACGUACUACCCGGUGAAGUACUGCCCGGUGAAGUACUGCCCGGUGAAGUACUACCCGGUGACAUACUACCCGGUGAAGUACUGCCCGGUGAAGUACUGCCCGGUGAAGUACUACCCGGUGAAGUACUACCCGGUGACGUACUACCCGGUGAAGUACUACCCGGUGAAGUACAGCCCGGUGAAGUACUGCCCGGUGAAGUACAGCCCGGUGAAGUACUGCCCGGUGAAGUACUACCCGGUGAAGUACUACCCGGUGAAGUACAACCCGGUGAAGUACAUCCCGGUGAAGUACAGCCCGGUGAAGUACUGCCCGGUGAAGUACUACCCGGUGAAGUACUACCCGGUGAAGUACUACUCGGUGAAGUACUACCCGGUGAAGUACUACCCGGUGAAGUACUACUCGGUGAAGUACUGCCCGGUGACGUACUACCCGGUGAAGUACUACCCGGUGAAGUACUGCCCGGUGAAGUACUACCCGGUGAAGUACUACCCGGUGAAGUACUGCCCGGUGAAGUACUACCCGGUGACGUACUACCCGGUGAAGUACUACCCGGUGAAGUACUGCCCGGUGACGUACUACCCGGUGACGUACUGCCCGGUGAAGUACUGCCCGGUGAAGUACUGCCCGGUGAAGUACUACCCGGUGAAGUACUACCCGGUGAAGUACUACCCGGUGAAGUACAGCCCGGUGAAGUACUGCCCGGUGAAGUACAUCCCGGUGAAGUACAGCCCGGUGAAGUACUGCCCGGUGAAGUACUACUCGGUGAAGUACUACCCGGUGAAGUACUACCCGGUGAAGUACUGCCCGGUGAAGUACUGCCCGGUGAAGUACUGCCCGGUGAAGUACUACCCGGUGAAGUACUACCCGGUGAAGUACUACCCGGUGAAGUACUGCCCGGUGACGUACUACCCGGUGAAGUACUACCCGGUGAAGUACUGCCCGGUGAAGUACUGCCCGGUGAAGUACUGCCCGGUGACGUACUGCCCGGUGAAGUACUACCCGGUGAAGUACUGCCCGGUGAAGUACUGCCCGGUGACGGGGCUGAAAGGCAACACCGCUCCAAGGCCAGCAGCUGACAGCGCUCCCCGGGGUUGA
Molecule: messenger RNA, 1791 nt
Organism: Cyclopterus lumpus (lumpfish)
Lineage: Eukaryota; Metazoa; Chordata; Actinopteri; Perciformes; Cyclopteridae
Product: adhesive plaque matrix protein-like
Exons: 4
Coding region: 1-1791 (596 amino acids)
Biological process (GO): negative regulation of protein sumoylation
Molecular function (GO): calcium ion binding
Source: RefSeq, a predicted model, not a curated record